AGGAGCAUCUGGCUGUUGGAUAUGGGGCGCAAGAGUUACUUAUAAACAAGUAUCAGAUAAAUAUCAUAGUAUAAAAAGAUGCUUGGUUGAUAAAUUUGUUGAAAUGUGUAAAACAUGUAAAAUAUGCAGAUUAUCUAGCAAACCUUUAGCCAUAAGACCUAUUAUUAGCAAGUUUUUUAUGCAACAGCUUCAGAUAGCACAUGCCAGAGAUCAUUUCUCAUGUUUUUUCUGGGGCUGCAUUCUUACUGAUAAAUGUGCAGCAAAGAUGGCUGUGUUCUUGUUUGACAUCUUUACUGUAUUUGGACUGCCGAUCUUUCUUCAAAGUGAUAAUAGGCGUGAGUUCACUGCAGAUAUUAUUAACAAUCUCUCAAAACUCUGGCCAAAUCUUAAAAUAAUUCAUGAAAAGCCGAGAAGGCCGCAAACCCAAG
Messenger RNA from Racocetra persica, 428 nucleotides. NCBI's taxonomy places the organism in Eukaryota, Fungi, Glomeromycota, Glomeromycetes, Diversisporales, Gigasporaceae. The record is from the annotation of a GenBank genome assembly.